AUGUCUCAAAAUGUCGAGUCCGUCGGCAAAUUGUGUUCUAUUUGCCAUGAAGACAUCGACUAUUUUGCAUAUGGUUCGUGUAAUCAUCCAACGUGCACAAAAUGUGUACUCAAGCUUCGGAAGUUCGGCAGUGCAGAUGAGCCGGAAUUUUCCAAGUGUCCCACUUGCAGACAAAACAUCAACAGAGUCGUCAUAAUGCGGAACUUCAUUCCUUUCGAUAGGGUCGAUGUUUCUGCUCUUCGACAUGACUCCAGAUUUGAUUUCAUGUUUCCUGAUGUUGAGAUCGAGCAGUACUACUCCAAUAUGUUGAAGUCAUUUUGCCCGAUUUGUGGUGAAGAGAAAAAGUCGCUUUCAGCACUAAACAGACACACUACAGCAGAACACCAGCUUUCUUACUGUGAUCUCUGCAUUCGAUAUGCUAGGCUUUUACCUUGUGAAUUCGUUCUCAUGAAACCAGCUGACCUAGUAAAGCACCGAACAUGGGAUAAAACCAAGAAAAAAGGUCACCCCUUGUGCGACUUUUGUGAGGAACGGUUUUAUGAGAUGGAAGAUUUGAUAAAUCAUAUUCGGGAUCUACAUUUCUUAUGCGACCUCUGCAUGACUACGGGAAAGUUUGUCGUCUUUAGGAAGCAAGAUGAAUUAUUAGAUCAUUACGGUGAAUCACAUCAUCUAUGCACUGAAUGUCGGGCUCAGCAACGUAUCUCAUGUUUCGCAACAGCAGAUCGCCUAGGUUUGCAUCGUUUUCAAGAACACCCAAAUGAAGUAGCCAAUGAUCCUAAUUCUUGGCUCCCGAUCUCCAUACGACAUGCAACAACUGCUGAUUCUGCUUUUAGACGACGGGAUCAAGUGAAUCGUGAUGUAUAUAGUGUUGGUGGCGUUCUUGAUGCUUCUGAUGGUAGACUUAUUCCAGAGGACAAUUCUAAUGUAUCUUAUCGUCGGCCUAAUCCUUCUGAAUGGACAGGUGAAGAUUUCCCCUCAUUACAGUCUACCAGGCCACUGGUGUCUGGCUCUCAAGCAGCAACAGAUGGACCGAGUAACCUCCAAACUACUGUACAAAGACUAAGGGAAUCGGCUAGUGCAUUAACAGAACGAGAAGGGAAAGAUACAAAUAAUGUUCAAGAUAAUCGACCAACAGUGGGAACAAGUUGGCUUUCUCGUGUUGCUAGCAUCAAUCUUACUAACAAGAAUCGUCUUACAUCAGAUGACUUCCCAAGUCUAACGCAAUCGCCAAAAUCUUCUACUGGUAAUCCUCCCACUUGGGUUAACAAGAGUAAUGCGUCUGGUGUCAUAAAAAAUUCACAGUUUUCAUCUGGUGCCUCUGUAAAUUCAUCUGGUUUCACAACUCUUGGAUCACUUGGAUCAGCCAUCUCUAAUCCCGGUAAUAAUCCACCAUCAUGGCCCAAUGUAAAUAAUAGUUUGGAUUCUGAGGAGAAUCCAAAGCUGUCGGUGGCUCCUGUAGUGCCAACUCCAACACCACUAGACUUUCCAGCUCUUCCAAGUAACCCUGGUCGUCUAAAAACUCCUACAAGUUUAAAUUCAAAAGCAAUCUCGGAGAAUAAAGCAAUGACUUCAAAGAUGUUAUCAAAUGGUACAAAGAAACAUGUCGAACAAGGCAUAAGGACAAGAGACGAUGAAUUGAAUGAUUCUGGCGGUAUGACUCUAAGAGACGAAAGUGAUAAGUAUAUAGAUGAUCCUCCAUUGGAAAGACCUCAGUUCACUCAUAUACAAACAGUUGAAAUGGUUCCUUAUUCCAACCAAUCGAUUCAAUCAAAUAUACCCAGGUAUGAACCACCAUCUCAGGCAAACGACUUUCCAUCCUUAUCUUCCACUUCAAAUGAAGGAUUGAAGAAAUCUCAGAAACAAGAUGUAUCACGAAAGCAACAAUCUAAGGAAAAACCAACUGAGAAGUCAGGACGUCAGUUAGAACAAAAAUGUCCCUCUUCUAGUGUGAAUAACAAUGUAAAGCCUGAAAUCUCUAAACUAAUCAAACUUAUAAAGUCUAUUCAGUUUAACGAUUCGAUGGACAUAGAGUGUUUGUUAUAUGCCGAGGUGCAUAACAUUGUAUGAUUGUGACCUUCCUUCCUUCCUUUUGAGUUGAACCCGUCUUGCUGUCAUGAUCCUGCAGGAGGAGAUUGGUUCCCACUGCAUGAGAGCCUUCGAUGCUGUUGAGGACAUCAUGAUAGCUACUCCCUCAGUGUGCUCGUGGUUGGCGUCUGGGUGACAAUAUCGGAGUAGAUUAUUGAUUCUCCAGUUGACAGUUUGGAGAGUCCACUCCCAUUCCAUCUGCUUUCGCAAAUUCCAAGCACUUCAGUGUGAUACCUCUUCAUCUCGUUUGCAAUCUGGGCUGCCCUACCAGCUGGGUUGAAACAUCGUGCGGACAUUCCAUGUCCCCACAUUUACUUUCGCUUUCCUCGAGGGAGAGAAGACACAUCGGCCAAUUGGCUUCCCGAAGGCUUUCACCAACUGGCGUCAUUUCGCCUCUUCGAUUCCAGCGGGGAAUAAGUUUGUUUUCAUUUUUUAUAUUUUGUUUGUGCUUUGAAGUUUCUUUAGCGGUUAGAUUUGUUUUACGGGGUAGGGUUGCUAGCCCUAUGCCCAACCUUCCCUCUUUACCCGGGCUUAGGACCGGCUAGUAACUAGUAAACUAGUUAACCAGGCGAGGUUAAAUGUGCUUAAGUAUGGAUAUUUAAUAAUAAGUAUUGCAUCUUAUUGAGAGAGAAACUCACCAAGUAUUCUUUCAGUCUGUCUACCUGAGUUUGUAUUUCUCUUCUCUGUGAUUGGAGAAACGAAGAAAGGAAAACAGAAACAGAGCAAAAAUGAUUGGUUGCACAGGACAUUUAAAGUAUGUUUUAUUGUACGAUUGCAUCUCUACUUGGUGAACUUUGUUGCUGAGGAAGAAUGAUCUUCCGAUAAGGUGAGAAUGCACGGUGGAAACUAUUUGUAGCUCUGGAGUAUUAUUUCAGUUGUAGUAGUUUUGCCCAGGAUGGAAGUAGGUAAAAGAUAAUGCUACCUGGCUUCCGAAACCUGGGUAAAUGAAGCGGUAUCGGAACCCAUGAUCCACUGGUUAAAAGUCAACUGGCUACUGGAUAAUAAGUUUUUGUAUUUCUCUCACCUUGUAAUGUAGCUGAAAUGUUUGUCUAAUUUUUGCAUUCACUGUUUACUUUUUC
Molecule: messenger RNA, 3164 nt
Organism: Heterobilharzia americana
Lineage: Eukaryota; Metazoa; Platyhelminthes; Trematoda; Strigeidida; Schistosomatidae
Source: the annotation of a GenBank genome assembly